Cicer arietinum (chickpea) is the source of this 1073-nucleotide messenger RNA. RefSeq names its product haloacid dehalogenase superfamily protein. Lineage: Eukaryota; Viridiplantae; Streptophyta; Magnoliopsida; Fabales; Fabaceae. The record is from RefSeq and is marked validated.
CAUCUUUUUCUCAUUUCAUCUAAAUAACCACCCAUGGCUUUCUAUACCAAACCUUCUCCCUUCGACUGCAUCAUCUUCGAUUUGGACGACACUUUGUAUCCUGAAACCAUUGGAAUUGGAGCUUCUGUCAAGAAAAACAUCGACCUCUUCCUCAUCGAGAAAUGUGGUUUCUCACAGACCAAAGCUUCUACACUUCGAGUUGAACUCUUCAAAUCCCACGGUAGCACUCUCGCCGGUUUGCGUGCACUAGGCUAUGAUAUCACCGCAGAGGAUUACCACAGUUUCGUACACGGAAGGCUACCUUACGACUUAAUCAAACCUGAUAUUCAGUUACGGAAUCUUCUACGCACCAUCAACCAAAGGAAAAUUAUAUUUACAAAUUCGGAUAGGAUUCACGCGCUGAGAGUGUUGGAUCGUCUAGGAAUUAAGGACUGUUUUGAACAAAUCAUAUGCUUCGAGACUAUUAACCCGAAUCUCCCCAACUCGACCCGACCCGAUGAAUUUCCUGUUGUCUUGAAACCUUCGCUGGAGGCCUUCAAGAUCGCCAUCCACGCUGCCAGCGUGGAUCCUCGUCGUACGCUAUUUUUGGAUGACAGCGUUCGAAACGUUGCCGCGGGCAAAGAAAUGGGACUCCACACUGUUUUGGUUGGGAAGAAGGGGAAAAGCAAAGUAGGGGAGUAUGUAGUGGAGUGUGUGAAUAGUGUUGAACUUGCACAAGUAAUUCCGGAAAUAUGGGGGAUGAGAAUGGACGAUGAUGAUCAAAAGCUGAAGCUGGCGCGCACGAACAGCGAAUUGGAUGCUAUGCUCAGCGCAUUUACUGCUGUUGGAGCUUGAAUUUGUUUGGGGGGCACUGAAGUGACGUUGUACAUUCCCAUUCACCCAACCAGACAAUUCACAAAUAAUUUCGGAAACCUCGUGUGAAUAAUGUUAACAAGUGUCAACAUAAAAUGAAUAAAUAACUUCUACGGUAGAUAUAUCAAAUCAAGUGUGUAAACUUGAAAACUUCUAAAUCAAUAUCUGUAUUAUUCCAACUUUAUUUUCCGUAAAAAAUCAAAAUGAUUCCCUCGUGUUGA